Messenger RNA from Auanema sp. JU1783, 702 nucleotides. The record is from the annotation of a GenBank genome assembly. Lineage: Eukaryota; Metazoa; Nematoda; Chromadorea; Rhabditida; Rhabditidae.
AUGUGUAUUCAAUUAAGAGCAUGUACAAAUCAAAUUUUUCUAACAGUUGGAACUGUCCCCGUAUUCUUUCUGCCUUGCAUAGGAGGAUACCCCAGAGGAGUUUUAACUCUUUUAGGAAUGAGCACUUUCGUACAGUUCGUUAUUCAAGUAGCACUAGUGGCUAUAACAGGAUGGUUUGUUACCUUCUUGGCUCUUCUGAGAGUUUUCGCUGUUUCUAUUCGUUUGAGUGAGAAACGCAAAAUGUAUAUUCUCGAGAUAUUCUAUGCUUUUUUAAUUGUACAGUUCCUUAUAAUAUCCGUGUUUGCUCCACAAAUGAAAACAGAUAGGGAACAAGGUCGUAGAACGUGUGAAACGAAGUACAAUUUCACCCCUCCUCCGGAAAUAUAUUUCAACAAUGCCUUGUUUCUGACAUUUCGACCAGGAGAAGAUAUGACUUCUUUUCUUCUUGCAUGCGAUACUAUCGUUAUUUGCCUUACAUUAGGAACAACUGUAGUUGUCAGUGGAGGACUUCUGAUUAAAAGCCUAAAAACUAGGGUUAAUCAUAAGAGCUUAUCGAGAAUAGCUAUUCAUCAACGUAAACUCACCUUGGGCACUAUAUACUUUACUACAGUUGAGUUACUUGGACUGUGUAUACCAUCGUUUGCUAUCAUCAUGUCAAUCCUUUUCGAAAUCAAUAGUUCCAGUAUGUUCCAUCCUUUUUGA